Messenger RNA from Boleophthalmus pectinirostris (great blue-spotted mudskipper), 2505 nucleotides. It is a transcript of the gene ntrk2b, whose product is annotated as neurotrophic tyrosine kinase, receptor, type 2b. Lineage: Eukaryota; Metazoa; Chordata; Actinopteri; Gobiiformes; Gobiidae. Gene Ontology annotation, biological process: trans-synaptic signaling by neuropeptide, modulating synaptic transmission; cellular response to brain-derived neurotrophic factor stimulus; multicellular organism development. The transcript has 16 exons. Gene Ontology annotation, cellular component: axon; signaling receptor complex; plasma membrane. Gene Ontology annotation, molecular function: brain-derived neurotrophic factor receptor activity; brain-derived neurotrophic factor binding; ATP binding. The coding region runs from base 154 to 2505 and encodes 783 amino acids. The record is from RefSeq and is a predicted model, not a curated record.
AGGAAAGGCCGGUCCAUGGAAACUUGAUAUCAAAACCGUGGACUCUGCGAAAUCCCCACGACGUAGUCUGUCACGUUAUUUUGACCAGAUACGGAAAAUUCAUCUUGGAGACGUUUAUACGGAUCUUUAUAGUGGAUCUCAUUGGAACCCGCCAUGGACUCAAGAGCAGGGGGAUAUGGCAUGGCUCGUGUCGGGUUGUUUUUGGCUUUGAUGGGGCUGUGGAGGUUCAGUGAUGCUUGCCCCAAAUCAUGCACUUGCACCAUCUCUAAGAUUGUUUGCAUCGAUUCUGAGCCGGGAAUCGAGGAUUUCCCUUCUCUCACGAUAGAUGACAUGGAAAACAUCACAGAGAUAUACAUUGCCAAUCAGAACAGACUAUACGACAUUGAGGACAGCAGUUUAAGGCGCUACAUAAACCUGAGAAACCUCACAGUUACAAGAACCAAUUUGACCAACAUAUCAGUUAAUGCAUUUUAUAACAAUACCAGGCUCCAAUAUGUAGAUUUAAGGGACAAUAACAUAUCGACUUUAUCAUGGAGAAUAUUUCAGAACUUGUUAAACACUUAUUCGCUCCUCCUCUCUGGUAACCCUUUGGACUGCAUUUGUGAGAACCUGUGGAUUAAACUGCGGCCCCAAGAGGAAAUGGAGAGCCAAGAGUUGAAAUGUUUUGAUGAGGGAGGAGCUCCCCAAGAUUUUUUCAACUUCACACCACCUGACUGCAGGAUUCCAAGAGUAGUAGUGGCUCCUACCACAGUGACAGAGAUGGAGGGCCAUAAUGUUCGAGCAUUGUGCAAAGCCUCUGGUUCUCCAGUUCCUCAGAUAGAGUGGAACAUUGAUGUUCUUGACACAGACCAUGAUAUUGAGGAGAAAGACACAGAGAGCAGUCUCACCCUCUCUGGCCUGUCUCCAGCGGAUAAUGGCCGGGUGAUCACAUGCAGCGCUCAGAACAUGGUCGGUCAGUCAGAGGCCACGCUUCAGCUCAACAUCCUCUUUGCCCCUACUAUAGAGCAGCUGCUGCCUCCUGAACGGGACCACCACUGGUGCAUCCCAUUCAGUGUAAUUGGGAACCCCAAACCAGAGCUGCAGUGGUACCAUGAGAACAUCCCACUACAAGAACAAGACUACAUCCGCACCAUGAUCCACGAAUCCACAGAGAGUGUAGAUCACGGCUGUUUGCAGCUAGUCAACCCCACUCACAUCCACAAUGGUGUCUACAGACUGGUGGCAAAGAACAAAUAUGGACGUGACGUCAAAAACAUCACUGCCCAGUUCAUCAAACCACCCAAACUCGACCCUCUAGAUCCCUCACCGCUGGAUGAUAGUGUUGCUGUGUAUGUUGUUGUUGGAAUAGCUGGAGUUGCUUUGACUGGUUGUGUUUUGAUGGUGAUUAUACUAAAAUACGGAAGAAACUCCAAGUUUGGAAUAAAAGGCUCUUCCUCUGUCAUCAGUAAUGACGAUGACUCUGCCAGCCCUCUUCAUCACGUCUCCAAUGGCAACAACACCCCGUCGUCCUCGGAGAUGGGCCCAGACGCAGUGAUCAUUGGGAUGACAAAGAUUCCUGUCAUUGAGAACCCACAGUACUUCCGUAACUCCGGCAGCAUCUUGAAAUCGGACACAUUUGUUCAGCACAUCAAGAGACACAACAUAGUGUUAAAGCGAGAGUUGGGAGAAGGGGCAUUUGGGAAGGUCUUUCUGGCUGAGUGCUACAGCCUGACACCAGACCAGGACAAGAUUCAUGUAGCAGUCAAGACCCUGAAAGAGGCCAGUGAGAGCGGUCGAGCAGACUUCUACAGAGAGGCAGAGCUGCUGACCAAUCUGCAGCACGAGCACAUAGUCACUUUCUAUGGAGUGUGUGUGGAGAGUGACCCACUCAUCAUGGUGUUUGAAUACAUGAAGCAUGGGGACCUAAACAAGUUCCUCAGGUCCCAUGGGCCAGAUGCGAUCCUCAUGGCAGACGGUCAGCACAGUAUCCUGGUGGAGCUCACUCAGUCCCAAAUGCUCCACAUUGCCCAACAGAUUGCUGCUGGCAUGGUCUACUUGGCCUCUCAGCAUUUUGUCCACAGAGACUUGGCCACUAGGAACUGCCUUGUAGGGGAAAACCUUCUGGUCAAAAUUGGUGACUUUGGCAUGUCCAGAGAUGUGUACAGCACAGACUACUACAGAGUGGGUGGUCAUACCAUGCUGCCGAUUCGCUGGAUGCCCCCAGAGAGCAUCAUGUAUCGGCGGUUCACCACAGAGAGUGACGUGUGGAGCCUGGGGGUGGUGCUCUGGGAGAUCUUCACCUAUGGCAAACAGCCCUGGUACCAGCUCUCCAACAAUGAGGUAAUUGAGUGCAUCACCCAGGGCCGGGUUCUGCAGCGGCCCCGGACUUGUCCCAAGGAGGUGUAUGAUUUGAUGCUGGGCUGCUGGCAAAGAGAGCCCUACAUGAGACUAAACAUUAGGGAGAUCCAUGCCCUCUUGCAAAGUCUGGCCAAGGCCUCCCCUGUCUACCUGGAUAUACUGGGCUGA